Messenger RNA from Girardinichthys multiradiatus, 7269 nucleotides. RefSeq names its product thyroglobulin (gene tg). Gene Ontology annotation, biological process: thyroid hormone generation. The record is from RefSeq and is a predicted model, not a curated record. The transcript is spliced from 49 exons. Bases 16 to 7251 code for a protein of 2411 amino acids. Lineage: Eukaryota; Metazoa; Chordata; Actinopteri; Cyprinodontiformes; Goodeidae.
UUCAUCACAGAGACGAUGGCCUGGCUGCUGUGGACAGUCUGUAUCCUGCUCUGCUGCCCCGCCCUGCUGGACGGGAGGGCUUCAGAGUACCAGCUGGAGUCGGAGAUGCUGAGCAGAUGUGAGUUACUGCGGAACGUCGCUGCAGGAACCAAACAGGGAGACGUUCCUCACUGUUCAGAGGAUGGCAGCUUCAGAUCUGUGCAGUGCAGUGGGAAGAGUCAGGAGUGCUGGUGUGUUGACUCUGAGGGUCAGGAGGUCACCGGGACUCGAACAGCCAACUCUGCUCCUCACUGUCCGUCUCCCUGCCAGCUUCAGUCGCUGCUGCAGUGCUCUCCCUCUGGCCUCUUUGAGUCAGUUCAGUGCGACUCCAGCAGAGGGCAGUGUUGGUGCGUGGACAAGGAUGGCAUGGAGCUGUACGGGACCCGGCAAACUGGGAGACCCCGGCGCUGUCCUGGCAGCUGUGAGGUGAGGUCCAGGCGUCUCCUUCACGCCUCAGCUUCUUCUCCUCCUCAGUGCGCGGCAGAUGGCAGCUUCCUUCCUGUUCAGUGUAAAUUCAUCAACAUGACAGACAGAACGGAGCUGGACCUGCUGCACGACUUCAGCAGAUCUCCACAAGCCUUUGAGACGUUCAGUAGCUUCAGGAGAUUUUUCCCGCUCGUUUCCUCGUACUGCUUCUGCUCAGACAGCCGCGGCAGAGAGCUGGAGGGCACAGGUGUGGAGCUCCUCAUGUCUGAGGUGUACGACUCUGCCUUCUCUGGUCUGGGGUCUGCUCGUUCCUUCUCUCAGACCAACGUCUACAGAGUCCUGCAGAGGAGAAUGCUGGGAGUCCGCCUCGCCCUCACAGGACAUUUCAGAUGUCCGUCUCAUUGUGAGGAGGAGCGGCGUGCAGCUAUGGAGUCGUCCAGCGUUUUCGUUCCAUUCUGUGAAGCUGAAGGAUCGUUCAGAUCUAAACAGUGUCAGCAGGGGGCGCAGUGCUGGUGUGUCGACCCCACAGGGAAAGAGAUUCCUGGGACACGACAGCUUGGAGACUCCUUGGUCUGUGGUUCUGGUCUUGCGGACUGUCCCACUCAGCGCCGUCUGGCUCUGUCCCAGCUCUUCUCAGGUCCCAUCCGUCCUCCAGCAGAAUUCUCCUCUGGUGCAUCUCCAGCGUCCUGUCUCUCCCUUCUCCGUCCUCUCAGGGACCUUGUGUCGGUGGAUGUGGGUCCAGCCUUUCUGUAUCAGCUGAUUGAAGUCCUCCACGGUCUCUUUCCUUCCGUGAGUAGAGCUCUAGAGGCUCUGACCCGCUCCACACCCCGGCGCCUUCAGGAGAACCUGUUUGGAGGGAAGUUCCUGAAGAACGCAGCAGACUUUAACUUCAACGGGGUGGUGGGAACUCGAGGAGUUCUUGGUUUGGAUCAACUGUCCUCUCAGAGCAUUAGCCUGCAGAAGAACCGGGACCUGGUCCUGGCUGUGAGUCGAGCCCUGGAGGAUCCUGCCUUCCUGUCUGCCUUCCAGCAAACACUGAUGAGUGUCAGCAGCGCCCCCUCUGGGUCACUGCAGCAGGUCCUGACUCGUGUUCUGAGUUCCUGCUCUGAGAAAGAGGACGACUCGGCAGCCUUCUUCAUCCCUCAAUGCACAUCCAGCGGACGGUUCCAGCAGGUCCAGUGUCGGAAUGCAGAGUGCUGGUGUGUCGACUCUCAGGGUCAGGAGGUGCCGGGGUCUCGAACUGCAGGCCGGCCGCUUCGAUGUCCUUCCCGCUGUGAGAGAGAGCGAGCCACGGCCAUGAAGAUAAAAUCAAACAUGGCCGCCGGCGCUGAAAUCCACGUCCCAGCGUGUUCAGAGGAAGGAGACUUCCUGCCGCUUCAGUGCGUCGGACCUCGCUGCUUCUGUGUGGAUGCUGAGGGGAGGAUGAUGGCUGCCGGGUCAACAGAGGGCGCUGUCACAUGUCCAGAGAAUAAAACACAGAAGCUUCAGUCGUCUGCAGGUCGCUGCUCCAAGGCGCUCGCUGAGGUCACUGCAUUCAGACAGGAAGUGGAGAGCAUCAUCAUCCUCUCUAACUCCUCCCAAUUCCCUGUGGGAUACGGAUUUUUAUUGGCCGAAGGUCUGAGCCUUACCCCUGAGGAGCUGCAGAUGAGCCAAUCAGAGGAGGAGUUAAAAGUGUCAGAGAAGCUACUGAGCCGCUCCAAAUCUGCGCUGCGAUUGGCUGCUUUCUCCACUGUUCAGAUGCUGCUGCCUCCUCACCGUCGCUCCUACCAGCUCUUUACUCCACAGUGUGAUGCUGACGGAAACUGGAGGCUCACUCAGUGCUACCACAGCACAGGUCAAUGUUGGUGUGUGGAUGAAGAAGGAGAGUACAUCCCUGAAUCUCUGAGCAGCCGCUCACUCAGCCUGCCACAGUGUCCCACUCGCUGUCAGAGAGCUGAGGCUCACUCGCUGCUCUCUGAUUGGAUGAAAGCCUCUGACAUCACCACCUCACCACGUUACCACCCACAGUGUGAGCAAGAUGGUCGCUUCUCGGUGCUGCAGAUAGGAGGCGCUGCAGGCUGGUGUGUGAACCCGCUGACAGGAGAGAUGUUGAGAACCGCAAAACGGAGCGCCACUGGAGAGUUGACGUGUCCCAGCUGGUGUGAGCUGCAGGGUCUCCAGUGUCGCCCUGACGGUUCCUUCUCGCCGCUGCAGUGUGAUGUCACUUCCUGUUGGUGUGUUUCUGAGGAUGGCCAGGAAGUGGCUGGGACACGAACACUUCGACAGACAGGACACACGCUGUUAUGUGACCGUCCGCUUUGUCCCGCCCCCAACAUUACCCAUGGUGCACUCUUGUGCCUUCCAGCAGCUGCUGAUCGUCAAAGCUGUGACCUCAUCUGUCACCAUGGUUACCAGAACUCACUUCCUGUUAGCAGCUUCCUGUGUGGGGCGGAGAGUCAUCAAUGGGAAGGAAACAACAGACCUUUGAGUGGAGCCUGUCAAAUCUCUCAGCCUCUCCAGUCGGUGUCGUCCUCCCAGCUCUGGUUACUGUUGGAUUCGUGCUCUCAGAUCAGCAGUUUACAGUCUAUGUUGUUCAACAUGCUGACCAGCAGGGGGCUCUGCUCUGCACAGCUUACAUCAGGCCGGGUCGUGGCUUUGUGUGACGACUCGUCUGUGGGUCUGCAGUGUGAUGGCAGUGACUCUGUGAGGUUGAUGCUCAGAUGGACCGUGUCCCUCUUUGACCUCCCGACCUCUGACCUCCCUGACCUCCACGAUAUCGCGACAUUCUUGAAUGAGUCCAGACUUUUGGAAGGAGUUCAAGGAAUUCUGGGUAAACUCCGCUCCACGCUGACCUCUGAUCCCAAACUGAUUUCCGUGGUGCCGCCGAGCUUUGGUUGUUCCCAUGGUUACCGCCUGGACAGUGAUGGAGAGGGCUGCAUUGUUUGUCCGGUUGGCAGCUUCUUCCAGCAGGGGGCGUGUCUUCUCUGUCCUCAGGGAACCUAUCAGGACAAAGAAGGGCGGGACACUUGCGACAAGUGUCCACGAGGCUCCUCCCCUGCAGGCUCUUCAUCAGCUAGUCAGUGUGAGACGGACUGUGAGAGGCGGGGCCUGCGGUGUUCACAGCAAGGCGAUUUCCUGCCUGCUCAGCCCGAUUUCCUGUCUGGCAGGUGGAAGUGUUUCAGCAGCGAGGGGGCGGAGCUUGAGUGGACCACCAGUGAUAAGCUUCUGACAGACGAUGAAUGCUCAGUUCUCAGCAGGUUCCAGACUGUUCCUGGAUCAGACCUGAUGGUCAGAACUGAAAAUGCUGAGGUCCUGAGGACCAUGACCUCUGACCUCUCUACCUGUGUCCAGGCUUGUGCAGCAGAGCCGUCCUGCCACCAUGUGGCGCUGUUCGACAGGCAGACUCAGUGUGAACUGUACAGCACACACACACUGAAUACUCUCUGCAACUCUUCCCAGCAGGAUAUCUCUGUGUCUCUGCAGGGCAGUGGGUUUCUGGGUAAUCCCCAGGUCGAGCGGUUCCAACUGCUGAACUGCUCUCUAAGCGUAAGGGGCGGAGCUUCAGAUCUGCUCGUCCUCAGGAAAAACGGGGUGGAGCUUUCCUCACAGCAGCAGCAGCAGAGGUUUGUGAGGAUGAGGAUGAGGAAGGCGGUCUCAGGCGUCUUCAGGACUCAGGUGUUUUCUUCCAGGACCACAUCUCUAUCCGACGCUCACCGUUUCUGUCAGGACGGCUGCAGCCGGGACGCCUGCUGCGACGGAUUCAUCUUGAACCAGAACAUCCUGGAUGGAGGUUCACUGCUUUGUGGUUGGCUGAGAGCUCCAUCAGUUCUUAUGUGUGAGGACCAAGACUGGGAUGUGAUUGGACAGGGACCAGCCAAUAGAAUCUGUGGGACGGGGCUUACCUACGACAAACAGCAGCAAAGCUUCGUGUUUGACUUUGGAGGAGAAAAGUUCACCAUCACUGAUGACGCUCUGCCUGCCGACAGCAAGAAUAAAAAGGACUAUCAGGCCUCCAUCAUCAGCUUCCAGGCCAUCUACCUGAACACAGACUCAGCAGCUGUUGGUUCUGAAUCUUCUUCCUGUGGUGCAGUAGAAUUUACUUCUCCUCUGAAUGCGUCCGUACAGUUGGGGUUUGAGUCUCUGUCCAACGAUGACGUCCUUGUGGAUCAUCAGACAAAACUACCUGUUCUCUCCUUCUGGCUCAAUAAAAACGACUACAGCUCCCAGCAGGCACUGCUCUGGUGUCUCACACGUUGUGAUGAAGAGGAGCAGUGUUCAGUUGCUGACCUCAGAGAAGCAGAAUCAGACGGUUUCUUCAGCUGCUCCUUGUAUCCUGACACCAGAGUUUGUGGAGCUUAUGACCAACCUAUAAAACGACCCUGUCGCCCCCUGCUGGUUACACUACCCAAUAACACCUACAGCAAGAAGGUGGAUCUGAGCAGACCAGUUCAGAGUUUUUAUGAGCGAGUUCCCUUCCAGAAGAUGGUUUCAUACUCUGUGAGGAACCGGGUCACCCUGAGAGGGACCCAGCUGCUGUCUGAGGGGUUCAUGGAGUGUGAGCGCCGCUGUGACGAGGAUCCCUGUUGCCGUGGUUUUGGGUUUGUCAUUGAGACCAAAUCAGGAGAUCUCCUGUGUCUACCUCUGAUCAGUCUCGGGGUUCAGACCUGCAGCAAAGAUGACACCACAACCUGGAGGACUCAGGACUGUACACCUUCUGAAGCAGAGACCACACCAGAGCCAUUCGGCUGGUACCAGAAACCAGUCAAUCAGUGGACAUCAUCUCCAGCUCUGUGUCCUGUGUUUAGAUUAAGGAACCCCAAAAACAACGUCUCGAUGGAUGGCUGGAGGCUCCUCUCGGACUCUUCACUUCUGAUUGACUCAUCUCUCUCUACGUAUGAUGUCAUCCAUAUGAGCCGUGACAUCGCCUCUGACCGGGAAAAGACCAGGGACUGGUGUCUCCAUGCCUGCCAGGAAGCGGAGUCUUGUGUUGCCGUGUCACUCAGCGAGGCGGAGUCUGCUGUUCGCUGCAUCCUGUACCCAGACACCACAGCCUGCGGGUUAAGCUCCGCCCCAGGCUCCCUCAGCCCUGCUGCCUCGUGCAGACUAGUGAUCAGAGAGCCCGCCCUCGAAGUCUACCUGAUGACAGAGCAAUCACCACAGGCUACAUCCAUCUCCGUUCCUGGUCAUGGGAUGCUGCAGGGUGUUGCCAUAGAAACAGCCAUCGGAUCAGAUAAAAGGAGAGUGAUCCAGUUCCUAGGAGUCCCAUAUGCCCGUCCACCAAUAGGACCGCUCCGCUUUGAGGCAGCGCAGCCAGCUGAUUGGACAGGAAUCUGGGACGCCACCAGACCCCGGCCCAGCUGCGUUCAGCCAGGAGAUGUUGAGACCGCAACUUCCAGUGAGGAUUGUCUCUACCUGGACAUCUUCACUCCUGCUACUCUGAGAGGGCGUGUCCCUGUCCUUGUUUACUUCUUCAACCCUUCAGCCAACCAGAACCAGAAUCUGUUGACUGGCUCCGCCCUUGCUGCUCUGGGUAACAUCGUCGUGGUAACGGCCAGCUAUCGGACUGCAGCGUUGGGAUUCCUGACUGCAGUUGGUCUCCAUGGUAACUACGGCCUGUCGGACCAGGAGGCGGUGCUUCGUUGGGUCAACACCCACAUUUCCCUGGUGGGCGGAGACAACCAGAAAGUGACGGUGGGAGCGGAGCGUCAUGGUGCCGACAUCAGCAGCCUUCAUCUUCGUUCCUCCACUCCUCUGUUCCAGCGAAUGAUCCUGAUGGGAGGCUCCAUUUUCUCUCCAUCUUUGGUUCAAACUGCUUCUGCCUCCAGACGUCAGGCGAUCGAUUUGGCUCGAGAACUUGGCUGCAAGACCUCUGACCUCCCCGAUGAUGACCUGAUGGUUGCCUGCCUCAGAUCAACUCCUGUUCACAAGCUGAACGCCGCUCAGACCAAACUGCUGGCGGUCAGCGGCCCUUUCCAGUCCUGGUCUCCGGUCCGGGGCUCCGUGUCCGAGUCCACCUCCUUCCACAGAGUUGAUCUGCUGCUUGGAACAUCAGAACAUGAUGGUCUGAUCAGCAGAGCUCGCAGAAUAAAGGACUUUGAGGCUCUGCAGGGUCGAGCUGACGGGAAGACGGCGUUCUACGAGGCUCUGAGUCGUUCCCUGGGCGGAGCCUCAGAAAACGAGCUGCUGAAGGAGGCGGCGACCUGGUUCUACUCUCUGGACCACAGCCCGUCAGCUGCUGGUUACAACCUGUUUUCCAGAGCACUCAACAACGCCACCAGAGACCUGUUCAUCAUCUGUCCCACUGUGCAGAUGGCUCGCCACUGGGCCACCAGCGGAGUCAACGUCUUCCUGUACCACCAACCCACUUCCAGCGCUCAGGACAGAGCCGAUAUUUCUGUUCCUCUGGAUGUUCAGUUCAUGUUUGGGAUUCCUCUUCAACCAAUGAGUUCUCAGCGUUUCACCUCCUCUGACCGACGUCUUUCUUUGGCUGUGAUGACCUACGUUUCCAGCUUCAUACGGACCGGGAACCCAAAUCCAUCCCGUGUGUGGGCGGAGUCAGUUCUGCCUCGCUGGCAGCCAGUGUUUUAUUCUGAAGCUGUUCCCACCUACCUGGAGCUAAGCCCCGCCCUCCAGCAUCUACAGGGUCUCAGUCAGAACGCCUGUUCCUUCUGGAGGCAGCUGGGAACCAGAUUGACCAGUAAGACAGGUGAGUUGGGGGCGGAGUCUCUCCAGACUGCACUGAACCCUGAGCUCCCACUGGCUGCACCUUCCAGCCAAUCACAGACCAAGAAAGAUGCCUAUAACUGAUUACAUCAUCAGCACACA